Molecule: messenger RNA, 1869 nt
Organism: Scheffersomyces stipitis CBS 6054
Lineage: Eukaryota; Fungi; Ascomycota; Pichiomycetes; Serinales; Debaryomycetaceae
Gene: MNN4.1
Product: regulator of cell wall mannosyl phosphorylation
Exons: 1
Source: RefSeq, a predicted model, not a curated record
UUGGCCAAGGGAUUUGAUCCCAGGCUCAUGCCUGCUCUUUGGACAAGUAGUAUAAGAAGUCAUUUGGAAAAUGGUUUUUGGGACACAAGUCUAGCAAUCCCAUUUCUGUGGGCUAGCUGGGUUGAUCUAAAGAAAAACUUUGUCAAUCCAGGUUUGCUCUUCGACGUUCACGAACUCAAUUGCAAUAAUUUUGCCCAUUUGUUCAGACUUGAGUAUGACAACUUUACACUGUCCUGUGUCAACUAUGCCAAUUCUCCUUCAAGCUACCCCAAAAUGAAGAUCAACUCUACAAUCGAUUUUCCUAUGCCUGUAGAAGCCAGAAGGAUAGUUGGGUCUCUAUACGUACUCCACUAUGCUCCUAUACCGAAAAGAAUUGCAUUUCUUGGAUUAAACCAUUCGGCGCUUAUUGUUCCUACAGAGGAGAUCAAUGCACAUGCGUUGAGCAGAAUGGAUAGGUCAGACUUGGUCCGCAACUACAUGCUUCAAUCCGAUCAGAACACUACAAAACACAUUGGGUCCAUUAAUCUCAAAAACGAGUUAAUACGAUUGAAUGAAACAAUAAACAACUAUACGAAUCUGAUUUCUUUUAUCAGGGACACUGAUCUCAAUACAGAUAUAUUUCGAAGAGUAAGCAAUUUCCGAGACCAGAAUAACCCAGAAAGACAUGAUUUUAUAUUUGAUUUUGAUGUAUUCUAUAACGAUACAAAACAAAGAAUUGUAAACUCAUCUCAGAGCAACAGCAUUAAUGACCUCGAUACAACCUUAAUGUCUUCAAUGAACUAUGAGAUGUUGAACUACCCUAAUUUCACUAAAUACUUUCAUGAAGCCAGUAUCAUAGGAAGUAAGAAAGGUGCCCAUUAUGACUGGCGAUUUUUCCAAAAACUAGAUUACUCCGAUUACGAAAAGAAGGCAAUCUUCCAUAGACUUUCAAGGGCAUGGUUGAGAUUUGCCAACUCUUUGAACAUUUCCACUUGGCUAGCCCAUGGGACUCUACUUGGCUGGUACUGGAACGGCAUCAAUAUGCCAUGGGACGAAGAUCUAGAUGUACAAAUUACGAUGGAAUCGAUGAUUAAACUAGCCCGAAAUUACAACAACACAUUGGUAGUUGAUCUUAGUGAUAUUGACAAUGAUCCCAGUCUUGGAAUCGGAAAAUACUUGGUAGAUAUCAAUCCUAAUUUCUUCUCACGAGACAAAGGUGACGGACAAAACACCAUUGACGCAAGGUUUAUUGAUACUAGCAGCGGAUUUUACGUGGACAUUACAGCUCUAGCGCUAACUGAUUCUGCUGCUGAGGUUACUUUGUCCAGCAAGAAAUCGCGUGAAUUCAACCAAGUUCUUGAUCCUGAAUUCUGUGAAAAGGAAAAGUCAGAAACAAUAGUUCGGAAUAAUCUUAUCGAACAGCUAUCGUCGAUAAGACUGACACUAAUUGAAAAGAAAUCUAUCUAUAAUUGUCGGAACAAUCACUUUUACACUCUUGAUGAUCUUAUACCUUUCAAAAGGACUUUGUUUGAAGGGGCCAUUGCCAACGUCCCAAAAAACUACGAGAAGAUCCUCAAAAGAGAAUACGCCAAAGGACUAUACAACCGUCAAUACGAGGGCCACACGUUCAGACCGGUUCUUGAUUUGUGGGUGCCUUCGAAUAUCUGUAAAAAAGACGAGAUUGGAAAUCGAUGUUUUGACAGAGUCGUAAGCCUAGACGCUAAAUAUUCCAGGCCCAUGACUUCUUUCCAUAGACUGGAGAUGUUUCAGAUAAAUCAAAAGGUUAAUAAGGUUGGAGAAGAAUUAAAACCAUGUAGAGUUGAGCCAUGGAUAAUUAGGCGGGCUCAACAUAUACAGAAAAUGAUGGAGAUGAAGUACGAACUUCUGUAG